UGGUGUGGAUUAGGUCGGUUUUGAUGCUGACAAAACGUUUUCCCAGCACUCUUUAUCGUUAUCCAUUGUCCGUAGUUUCGCAAUAUCUAGUGCUGUUUACUACGCAUAACAGCAUCCCAAACACAUAUUGUGGAAGGUGAGCUAGACGGACACAUAAAGCGUGAGGACAGCUCCUGGAAGUUUCCACCAUCAAGACCUAAGGGCACAACAUAUAUUACCGAAUGGCUAAUGUUGAAAGAGAAGACAACAUGUUGAACGAGGAGCAAGAAUCAUCCCAAUCCAACAGUAGCAAUGGCUCGAGCAGUGUUGUUCAGCCGUCCAGCUUCCAGCUGAAAUCAAGCGUCCUUAGACAGUCUAACUUCGGUGGAGCAUCGUUUCUUGGUGGAGGUGGAUCUUCAUCCAGCAAUAGCAUAUCAUCGUCACCUUCACUUGCCGGCUCCGUCGGUGGAGGUGCAAGCUUGGGAAACAGUUUUAACCUGAAGCCAAGCGUGCUAAAACCAUCACAGCUUACCUUUGGCGGAAUCGGAGGUUUCAAAGAAGGCAACGGUGCUGCAGACAAGAAUGGUAACGAUUCGGCGGGUAUCGCUUCCACAAACCCUUUCCUGAAGACGCAAUUCAGUGAAGACGAACCUUCGGAGGCAGAUGCAAAAGCUAAUUCGGCUGAAAGUAGCAAAUCGGCUGUUGAAAAGGACGGUGAGAACAGUACGAACAGCAACAAUAUCGAUCCGUUGGCAAAGUUAAAGAGUGCCUCCCUCCCAAAAUCGAAUCUGUUCGCAAACGUUAAAAAAUCGGCGCUCAGUGAAGCUUCGUGCGGUUUUGUUUUUGGUCAGAAUGUGCACGAACGCGUGACAGGCGAAAAUCUUAACAACGCAAGCGGCAACAAUCUUCCGACCACUGGCUUUUCAUUCGCCACCAGCGUUGCAGCAACGGUGGGCGAAACUGGUUCGGGCGGCACGGCCAAUACGGCCAGUGUAGCAACAAAUGCAACUGGCACCACACCCGGAAAGGAAGGAUCAGACUCAUCCGAUGGCAGUAGCAGGGAGCCAAAGGAUCGCGAAAGCCUGGAAGAAGCGGCCCGUCGGUAUGAAGAGAGCCGGGGAGCACUGAAGCGCAAAUAUGAAGAGGUAGAAACAAUCACUGGCGAAGAAGAUGAACGGAAUGUGGUGGAAAUCAACUGCAAGCUGUUUGCGUUUGCCAAGUCAAACUGGGAGGAACGUGGCCAUGGCACGCUGAGACUUAACGACAAAGACAACAAUGAAUCUCGUGUUGUGUUUCGGCAGUCCGGAAAUCUACGUGUAUUGAUCAACACUAAGGUGUGGGCUGGAAUGGUAGCCCAACAACCGAGUCAAAAAAGUUUGCGUCUAACAGCUAUUGAUAGCACGGGACAGAUCAAAGUCUUUCUUGUGAUGUCCCGCCCAGAUGUGAUUACGAAACUCCACAAAGAACUUUCGAAGCGCAUCGAAACGGCAAAACAAACGGCCGAAAUGGAAGCAGCGAAGGAAAACAAGGACGAUAAUAAAACCGUAAUUCCCGUCGAUCCCUCCUGCAUAGAUGGCGCAGAAACGGACGAUGGUUCCACAAUACCUGUACCGGUGGACGCAGAUACGGAUGAGCCGAGUUUGAAGAAACGGGCUAGCAUAACGUCACCGCCAUCCUCUUAAAGAAGAACUGCACUGUACGCGUACUGAUUGGUGUAGCGUAUUCUGACCGCUUAUUUUCUUACUUUCACGUACUAUCAAUGUCGUUUUUCUCUAAUGCAUCUCUGAACGAUUUCCUAAUGCUAAGAUAAUACGAUCACUUCGUACGGUUCCUUGAACGUGUUAUUUUGUUUUGGUUUAUUCUAAACAUACGCCACUGGUAAAUUCUCGUCGUUAGUUUCAAAGAAGAUAUGAAUGUCAGUCACAUGAGAUAAGGACUGAGCUGACAGUUGAUUAGAGGCGGAGGCUUUACGAGGUGUUAGGAGCAAGCGUGAAAAAACAAUUCAAUACACUAAAAUGGACGGAUAUCUAAUAUAAAUUAAAUUAAUCAGACCUUCUCUAAAUGGAUGGCAUGGAAGCGAGGAAAGCAAUACACUGCUACGUACGAUCUACUGGUACGAUGAAAACCGAUCAACAAACGGAAUACCUAAUUAUUUUGUGGUGUAGAGAAGAUCAUUUACCUGUUGUGAAAAUGUAGAUCAUACUGGUAGAGCAAAUAUCGUGAGAAACAAAAACGCACUUUUAGAUACGGUACGCACGAAAAAAACAAAAUACAAUUAUUGUGGCAAUGUUUUGUAAAAUGGAACAAGUGGACUCAGUUUCGCGUUUUUUUUUUGUUAUCUUUGGUAAUUGUUUUCAAGAAGUUCUACUGUAAAACAUUUUAACCUGCCGUGCUAGACAACCCGAAACUAGCGAAGAACGAAAACGUAUUUAGUACAGCUUAAUUAUAGAACUUGGAUAGAACGGUGCGCAGUGUGCAAACCUAACUGAAUGGAUUCAUCUUACGACAGAUGGAAGGAGAAGCUUGUGAUUGUAGAAUUGGAAAAGUGCUAUCCUGAUUUUGGGCCGGAUUGCAGCAAAACGUUUCUUUUGUAAGGUUUACCGGCGUUUAUGAACGUUCAUGUGUUCACAGUCGUGUCGUAGAAGAAUAGGAGUGUUAUUCUGCUGUUUAAUUGGUCAAUAAGGAGAUGCACUGUUUGUGAUCUUGAUCCUUUUUGUGUAUCAGGGUUUUACUAAACUGCGUCUGCAACAGGGUCUUUUAAUACUUUAUAUUUCUUUAUUUGGAUUUACUCUCGUCGACGGCCAAGAUCGUUUUGAGAUCUGAGGGAAACGAGCUGGAAUAUUAGUAACGUAGCGGCGAUCCCGCACUACUGUAAAAUUAUUUUUUGUAGACCACCGUUAAUUACUGCAUACGUUAUACAUAAUUUCUUUGAAUGCAAACAAACCAAGCACUCAUUAGGUGUUACUGAUUUAUAUAACAACCCCUGAACCAAUUCUAGAAACAUACAGCAACAAACACAUGGAUAAAGAGAAAUAAAGAAAUGUAUUAAAUGAAUUGUUGUCCAAGAAGUUGGCACAAGAAGUAAGAAGCGUACCUGUGUAUGGUGUCCCGUUUAGGCGGUCAUUUCUUUCUGAAAGAUAGUCUAACAUGGAGGAUAUUUGCCUUUACAGCAGGCGUUUAUUGAGCAUUUGUGCUAUAUGAUAAAGACCUACACCAUCAUUUUGCAUCAUUCGAUGUCGAGGCGUUUGGGGAAGUAUAA
This is a messenger RNA of Anopheles moucheti, 3238 nucleotides long. It is a transcript of the gene RanBP3, whose product is annotated as ran-binding protein 3. Gene Ontology annotation, biological process: protein export from nucleus. Gene Ontology annotation, cellular component: nuclear pore; cytoplasm. Lineage: Eukaryota; Metazoa; Arthropoda; Insecta; Diptera; Culicidae. The transcript has 4 exons. Gene Ontology annotation, molecular function: GTPase activator activity. The record is from RefSeq and is a predicted model, not a curated record. Bases 222 to 1661 code for a protein of 479 amino acids.